Messenger RNA from Pogona vitticeps (central bearded dragon), 1536 nucleotides. RefSeq names its product pre T cell antigen receptor alpha (gene PTCRA). Lineage: Eukaryota; Metazoa; Chordata; Lepidosauria; Squamata; Agamidae. The record is from RefSeq and is a predicted model, not a curated record.
GUGUGCAACCGCUAGCUGUGGGAAAGAACUGAGGUCAGGGAGGAAGGUUUGCUGAGUAACGGGUUUAUCACAUUGCCUACUAUUAUCAUUCAUUUUGUUGCUGUACUUGCUCCUGAAAACAUGCCACAGCCAGCUCUCAAGCAUAAGCUGCCCUGGGCGCCAGUGGGCCAACUGCUGCUGACCAGUGCAGCCCUCCAGCUUCUGACCUCAGGUAGCUGCACUUUGGGCUUAACUCCAACCUUGUCACCACCCCGGAAUGUGAUAAUAAAUGGUGAGAGAAAGACACUGUUACUCUGCCUGGCAGACGACCUCUCGGAGGAUGCUUUGAACACCAUUUGGUUUUCCAGUGGAAAUGGGAGUGUGUUGCAGUCCUCCAGCUAUGGGAUCUCCCGGGAAGAAGAUGGGACAUUUAGUGCAGUGUCUCAUAUUUCCAUCAGCACCCAAGAAUUUGAAUCAUGGGAGACGGUCACUUGCUAUGUUGCUCAAAACCAGACAACGAACUGGAGCAUCUCGUCACUUCAAAUAUCUGAAGAAAAUACAGGUGACCUGUGCUUGGAUGAAAGCCAAGAAGCAGGCCAAGGUCAGACAUUAUUGCCUGAUGUUCUACAUAGUCGAGCACACGUCCUGCUUCUUUUGGCCACUCGAAUUCUGCUAUUCAAGAUCCUCUUGUUUGAUGUGUUGAUGACUUGCUGCUGCCUUUACAAGAGAUAAAGCAUCCGAUCAAAUAGGAAGCUGCUCGACUCUUCUGCAGUUCAUCAUCACAGUUAAAACUGGCUAUCCCCACAGUACAUUGUCACUACAGAUAGCACAGAGAAACAAUGAACUCCAAGAAGAGUUGAUUUGGGCACGUUCAGGUAAAAGGAAGACACCUCAGAGGUGAAGCAGAAUAUGUGUACAGAAGAAAAGUGAAUUGCUAGACGUGGAAAAAGGGACAAACAGCUACCCUGAAGUGCCAGUUUGAAAACAGGUUGAGAAAAACGUGUGACAUAUGCCAGGUUUCAAGGCACCAGCUGACGUCUCAGGGACCCACUUUGCUUCCUUCCACACAGAGAGGCAAAUCUCAGGGCAAAAGAUGUUGGAAGAGAAGAAAGCUGGAUUUCACUGUGGGUGAUGGCUUUGGUAUUGGGAUCCUCAUUCCCAUCUCAGUCUCAACUGGGGCCAAGGCACACUAGCUGAGUGUGAAGGUGCUGUGAAUUGUUUUGGAGGCUGUGCGAGAAAGCCAUACUCUGUCUCACUCAAGCACACACACUUGCCAACAUAAUAAUGGCCAAAAUUCUGGUGCAUGUUUACAUGUGUAUUACUCAAGCAGCAUUAACUCUCUCAAUAAAUAACAUGCUAGUUAAGAUAUCAGCAUAUGCCAUGUUGUAUAAGUUGGUGCACAACAGUAAAAGCCUUCACUGACUUUUUAACUUGCAGCAAUGUGUUUGUUGCCAUGACGUACCCUGACUGCAUUAUGCCAGCAGGUGUAACUCGUAGGAUUUGGGCUACUAUUUACAAAUGGAAAUCAAGGGCCUCCCUUCCGUGACUUCCUAUGGG